UUUUCUUGGAAGUUGCUCCCAGGCAGCUCAUUUCAAAUCAUUUCAUAACAACAUUUGCGAUUAAAUGGGUAACGAUUGUUGUAAAACAAAAUCCCCAAAAUCAACAGAAUCCGUUACUCUGUUAUCACUUGUUGAAGGUGACGGACAAAGAAUUGAAGCAUCCUCUAUUCAAAACUCGAACCUAUCACAAAGUCUCUCCGAAUCUGAUGGGUUUAUAUGGUUUCUGAGUUUGUUCAACUAUUCUGAUCCAAAUCCUUUCGACUGUCCACUCCAUCCCACUCAUCCACUCAUUCUAAGAUCUACAACAGCAUACUGAACCGCGUGGAUGUAAUCGACACACUGGCUCUUAUGAAAACUUCUCGAAAGUUGAGAGAAGCUGUUCUGAAAAACAAAGAAGUCCACUUGAAACAUCUGGCAGUUGUUCACCAUAAAAACUAUGUGACUAUUCAAUUCAAUCCUAAUCAAUUCAUCGACUAUCGACAGGAACCAAAUGGAGUUUUGGUUUUGUACACCAAUUGGGGUUCUUACGGUUCUCCCAAAAUGGACGAACGUUUUCACGCCAAGAAUAAGACUAAAAAACAACGAUUUGUGCCAGGAGAGCAAUGUUUGGAGUUGGUUAAGGAAGACUUGAAGUUGAUAAUGGAACAUCACAACGUCGUAAUAGAACAAUUCAAGCAUGAAAUUGUUGACGAUGAUAAUGAUGAGGACUUUCAAAACAAAUGCAUCAACGAUAUGAAUGAUGUUUUGAAGUUUGCUGACUGCCUGACUGUUUCUGAAAUGAAUAUCACCGGACACCGGACAAUCUCGGAACUCGCCGAACUCCUAUCCAUUAUCCAUAGUGUUCGGAAAAUCAAUUAUACUCAAAAGUUGGAUCCAGCCGAUAACGGAUAUGAGAAACUCACUGAAAUGACGCAAUGGAAGGAACUUUUGGAGUUUGAGCAAACGAAUGUAACCACAAUUCCAAUAGAUAAUUUUCUGCACUUGAACAAGUUUCACGUUCGUCUUGAGAGAUUCUCAUUGGAAGGUUUGCGUAAGAUCAAGAAGAUUGCUGACGAGAAUCCGAACUUUGAAUCAGCUGAGAUCAAUGCCGAAAGAUGCAAGGAUAGGAUUGGACUUGGUCAAAUGUUCGACCCGACCUUUGUCUCGUAUGGACUUUAUGAGGGGACCCGAGGUGCUAAGUUCAAUUACCAGACACCGGACGGUAGAAAAUUUGCGAUUACCAUCGAAAUCAAGAGAUCGAUUCAUGAUUGUUCUGUAUAUAUGCGUAGAGAUGAAUAUGAAUCAGUACUUCAAAAGAAUGAUGUUUUCAAGCGCUACGACUACAAGGAUUACAAGGAAAAUGGAGACGAUUUCAACAAGUUGCCCGAAAAUCCACCAGUGAGAGACAGCCGAAAGCCGAGCCUGAUGCAAACCCUUUCGACUUACUGGACUUGACCACUCAUUCUAAGAUCUACAACAAGAUCUUGAACCGCGUGGAUUUUAUCGACACGCUGGCUCUCAUGAAAACUUCUCGAAAAUUGAGAGAAGCUGUUCUGAAAAAGAAAGAGGUUAGCUUGAAGUGUCUGACGGUGGUUCAUCAGAAAAAGUAUGUGACUCUUCAAUUUGAUCGAAAUCAUUUUAUCGACUAUCGCCCGGAACCAAAUGGAGUUACAGUUUUGUACAGCGUAAGAGUAAUUUAUGGAAUAUUUCGUGUCGAAAAGGAAAUUUUCGUGCCAGGCAAGCAAUAUUUGGAUCUGGUCAAGAAAGACUUGAUGUUGGUAAUGGAACGUCGUGAUAUCGUAACCGAACGAUUCAUACAUGAAAUUGUUGACGACGAUAAGGAUGAGGAUUUUCGCAAGAAAUGUAUCAACGACAUGGAUGACAUUUUGGAGGCUGCCGAGUUCAUGACGGUUACUGAACUGAAUAUCAAAAACAGGACAAUUUCUGAACUUGCCGAUUUGUUACCAAUUUUCCAUAUAAUUCGGGAACUCCGUUAUAGUCAAAAAUUGGACCCAGAAGACAACGAUUAUUGGAACCUCGUCAGAAUGAAGCCAUGGAAGAAGCUGUGGGCGUUUGAGCAAACGAAUACAGUCACUAUUCCGAUUUACCACUUUCUGCAUUCGAAGAAGUUUACUGUUUGGUUCGCAUACUUCUCACUGUUCCACUUGCGCAUGGUUAAAAAAAUGGCUGACGAGAAUGCCAACUUCAAAUGGGCCUUGAUCAGAGCUUAUAAAUGUGAGGAUCCGAUUGGACUCGCUAAAAUAUUCGACCCGACAUUCGUCUCGUACGAAAACAAGAAACACGCCACUUUUGGUUACAAUCCUAUUGGCGGAGGAUUCUAUCGGAUUCAGAUCUAUUUGAAACAUAACAAUUCGAUUGAGUUGAAGUUCAAACGCCUCAGAAGAAAAUAAUU
Messenger RNA from Caenorhabditis elegans, 2392 nucleotides. The record is from the annotation of a RefSeq genome assembly. Lineage: Eukaryota; Metazoa; Nematoda; Chromadorea; Rhabditida; Rhabditidae.